UGAUCAAUCGGAUAUGCUCUUUCUUCACUUGGCAGUCACCUCCAAAUCGACAUGCGUUUUUGCUGUUUGUUUUUAUUUUGUUGAACAGAGCAUAUACAAUAGCUACAACAUCUUAAUUCAACACUGUUAGUAUUCAAUAACCGUGACCCAAAACUAUAAACCCUAUCCAAACCCUUCAAUUUCUUGCUCCACCACAAUGGAAAUCACAACAAUGGCGCACGCUACACAACUCCACGCACAACUGCUAAAAAACCCACAACCCGACACCCAAAACCUCAUCAAAAUCUUCAAUUUCACCGCUCUUUCACCCUCCGGCAACCUCACUUACGCACGCCUCAUUCUCAACUCACUCAAAACCCCACUUAACUCCUAUUUCCACAACACCAUGAUCCGCGCUUACUCCGACUCCCCCGACCCCUUUCACUCCAUCUCCUUCUUCCUCCAUUGGCAUACUUCUCAAGACCCGGUUUCCCCUUCGCCCGACCGCUUCACUUACCCGUUUGUUCUCAAAGCAUGCUCCAAAUUGAAACAAAAAAGAUUCGGUAAGCAGCUCCACGGGUUGGUUUACAAGUCCGGGUUUCAUUCGGAUAUGUAUAUUCAACAUGCGUUGAUUCAUUUUUACUCGGGUUGUGAUCAAAUGGGGUAUGCGUUUAAGGUGUUUGAUAAAAUGCCUGAGAGAGAUGUGGUUUCGUGGACUUCUGUGAUUAAUGGGCUUGUUGAUAAUAAGAGGCCAAUGGACGGUUUACGGUUGUUCAAGAGGAUGGAGAUGGAGGGUUUUGAGCCGAAUGAUGUUACGGUGAUCUCGGUGCUUAGAGCUUGUGCGGAAACCGGAGCGUUGAGUGUUGGAAUAAAGUUGGAUGAGUUUGUUAAUGGUAGAGGGGUUAAGUUGAAAAAGAAGGUUGUUACUGCGUUUAUUGACAUGUAUUCGAAAUGCGGGUGUUUAGAUAGUGCCAUGCGGGUUUUUGAUGAGGCUGUUAAUAAAGAUGUGUAUGUUUGGACGACGAUGAUAGCGGGUCUUGCUAGCCAUGGGCGCUGCAAAGAAGCCGUUGAAUUGUUUGAGCAGAUGGAAAGCAUCGGUUUGAAGCCGGAUGAGAAGACGAUGACUGCGGUAUUAUCGGCUUGCAGGAAUAUGGGGUGGGUUGAUAAAGGUUUAACAUAUUUUAACAACAUCAAGAAAGUAUAUAAACUAAGACCAAUGGUACAACAUUACGGGUGUGUAGUGGAUUUGCUUGCUAGAGCCGGACGACUAGAUGAUGCUCAAAAGUUCAUUGAAACCAUGCCCAUCGAACCGGAUGCUGUUCUGUGGAGAUCGUUUAUAUGGGGCUGUAAAGCUCACGGGGAUACCGAGCGAGUGGAGCAUUUGAUCAAACAUCUUGAAGGCGCAAAGAUGGAUUCUUGCUAUGACUGUGGAACUUAUGUGCUGCUUGGUAACGUGUAUGCAUCUAACGGGAAAUGGAAGAAUAAAGCAAAUGUGAGGAAGUUAAUGAAUCAAAAAGGGCUUGUAAAGCCAUCAGGGCAUAGCCGGAUUGAAAUCGAUGGUGAUAUUUAUGAAUUUACAGCCGGAAGUACUUGUCACGUUGAGGCUGAAAGUAUCUAUAAGAAGUUGGAGGAAAUAGAGGGGACUUUAAGGGUUAACGGUUAUGAUCCAAAGUUAUCGGAGGUGCUGCUUGAAAUUGAUGAUGAAGAGAAAGCGUCACAAUUACUUCAUCACAGCGAGAAGCUUGCGGUUUCAUAUGGACUUAUAAAAACCGAGCCUGGGACCAUAAUUAGGAUUGUAAAGAACCUAAGAUCUUGUGAGGAUUGCCAUUCUUUCAUGAAACAUAUUUCGGGUGUUUACCAACGAGAGAUAUUAAUUAGGGAUCGCAUUCGUUUCCAUCAUUUCAGGAAUGGAGAAUGCUCUUGUGGUGAUUAUUGGUAAUAGGAACAAUACAAAUAGAAGAAACUAAAAGUUUCUGGUCAGAUUAUAGAUGCAACCUGGACUCCAAAGUGAUGUUUUUCUCCAUCCAAUUUUGUUUGUAUGAGCAGUUUUUUUUAUUCGGAUAUAUGUUACAUUUCUGAGAGAUUUUGGAAAUAAAGUCGAUUAUUGUCAUUCACAAUCAA
Helianthus annuus (common sunflower) is the source of this 2100-nucleotide messenger RNA. Its product is annotated as pentatricopeptide repeat-containing protein At4g21065. Bases 197 to 1918 code for a protein of 573 amino acids. Gene Ontology annotation, molecular function: RNA binding; zinc ion binding; protein binding. The transcript has a single exon. The record is from RefSeq and is a predicted model, not a curated record. NCBI's taxonomy places the organism in Eukaryota, Viridiplantae, Streptophyta, Magnoliopsida, Asterales, Asteraceae. Gene Ontology annotation, biological process: RNA modification.